GGUGAUCGGCAACAUAUCCAAACCAUAUUCUCCACAUUGGCAGUUAUGGAUUUUACGCGUCAAUUUCCAACAAAACUGCACUAUCGAAGAUUCCAACGGAAACCAGCUCACCGACAGCAUAGGCAUCACAAUCACUAAAAAUGACUACGAUGGCAACCUUCUUGUUAUGGCCGUGAGACAACGGCUGGGAUUCGUUCCGGGUGGAACGGGCAGCUA
This is a messenger RNA of Opisthorchis viverrini, 216 nucleotides long. RefSeq lists its product as hypothetical. The transcript has 2 exons. The annotation marks the transcript as partial. The record is from RefSeq and is a predicted model, not a curated record. NCBI's taxonomy places the organism in Eukaryota, Metazoa, Platyhelminthes, Trematoda, Opisthorchiida, Opisthorchiidae.